This is a messenger RNA of Rangifer tarandus platyrhynchus (Svalbard reindeer), 594 nucleotides long. NCBI's taxonomy places the organism in Eukaryota, Metazoa, Chordata, Mammalia, Artiodactyla, Cervidae. The record is from the annotation of a GenBank genome assembly.
AUGCUGGGGCCGCCAGUCUGGGCGUUGGUGGCCGGUGUCCUGCUGGCGCUGUCGCCGGGCCGGGCGGGGGGCGCCCCGAAGGCGGGCCGGCGGCCAGCACGGGCGCGGGGCUGCGCGGACCGGCCCGAGGAGCUCCUGGAGCAGCUGUACGGGCGACUGGCGGCCGGCGUGCUCGGCGCCUUCCACCACACGCUGCAGCUGGGCCCGCGCGAGCAGGCGCGCAACGCCAGCUGCCCGGCCGGGGGCAGGCCCGCCGACCGCCGCUUCCGGCCGCCCACCAACCUGCGCAGCGUGUCGCCCUGGGCCUACAGGAUCUCCUACGACCCCGGCCGCUUCCCGCGGUACCUGCCCGAGGCCUACUGCCUGUGCCGGGGCUGCCUGACCGGGCCACGCGGGGAGGAGGACGUGCGCCUGCGCAGCGCACCAGUGCUCGUGCCCGCGGUGGUCCUGCGCCGGACCCCAGGCUGCGCGGGUGGUCGCGCCGUCUACAUCGAGGAGUACGUCACCGUGCCGGUGGGCUGCACCUGUGUGCCCGGGCCGGAGAAGGAUGCGGACGCCGCCAACUCCAGCCUGGACAAAUCGGCCCGGCCCUGA